AUGUUGGUUGGUAUGGGGGUGUAUCUUGUCGGAGAUUUAGUUUAUACAUUAUAUUAUAUUUUAUUGUUUGUAUUUUUUGUUCACAAAUUAUUCAAUUCUGUUGUAGUUGUUGUCGUCAUUUAUCGUUUACAUUUACUUUUAUGUUUGAAGAAGAAUAUUCAGUCUCUUAUUUCACUGCCAUUUUCCACAAUUAUAACACCCCCCUUUUUUGAGGUGUUUUUGUUUUUUUUUUUUUUCGUUCUAUUUUCUUCUAACCAUAAUUGUUCAUUUUCCAAUCUUCCAAUCUUCCAAUCUUCCAAUCUUCCAAUCUUCUAA
Candida albicans SC5314 is the source of this 315-nucleotide messenger RNA. It is a transcript of the gene FGR42, whose product is annotated as Fgr42p. The transcript has a single exon. NCBI's taxonomy places the organism in Eukaryota, Fungi, Ascomycota, Pichiomycetes, Serinales, Debaryomycetaceae. The record is from RefSeq and is a predicted model, not a curated record. The coding region runs from base 1 to 315 and encodes 104 amino acids.